AUGAGCUCUUCGGAAGCAACACCCUCGUUGGACUUGAAUGAUGUCCUUAGAGAACAUACUCCUACGUCAUUCCAAGAUAAUCGACACCGUUAUUUCACCAAAACUGAAAAACAACAAGUUGACAUUGACAAAACUAGUAACAGGUUCAAAUACUUGUUGGGCCUCACUGGACUUUUCCGCCAUUUCAUAGAGGCUAAGGCUAAUAAGGAUCCUUUAUUCCGCAAGAUUGUUGAUGAUAUCCAUGAAAGCGAAGAGCAAAAGAAUAAGGAUGCUGCCGUUCACCGUAGAAGAAAGACUGAGAAGGAAGAAGACGCCGAAUUGUUGAGAAGCGAUGUUGGCUCAACCAGCUCAAUUUGGGAAUUCACUGAUUCUCCUGGCUAUAUUCAUAAUGGGAAAUUAAGACCAUACCAAAUCCAAGGGUUGAAUUGGUUGAUUUCGUUGUAUGAAAACAACUUGUCGGGGAUAUUGGCUGAUGAAAUGGGAUUGGGUAAGACCUUGCAAACCAUUUCAUUUUUAGGUUAUUUAAGAUACAUUAGAAAUAUUAAUGGUCCACAUAUUGUCAUUGCUCCUAAAUCUACCUUGGAUAACUGGAGACGAGAAUUUAACCGCUGGAUCCCCGACAUUAAAGUGUUGGUUGUUCAGGGUGACAAAGAAGAAAGAGCAGAGUUGAUAAGGGAUAACGUAUUGACAUGUAAUUUUGAUGUUAUCAUUGCCUCUUAUGAAAUUGUCAUUAGAGAAAAAUCCACAUUCAAGAAAUUUGAUUGGGAAUAUAUCAUAAUUGAUGAAGCUCACAGAAUUAAGAAUGAAGAAAGUUUGCUUUCACAAAUUAUUAGGAUGUUUCACUCCAAGAACAGACUAUUAAUUACUGGUACUCCAUUACAAAACAACUUGCGAGAAUUGUGGGCAUUGCUUAACUUUAUAUUACCUGAUGUGUUUGCCGACAAUGAUUCCUUUGACGAAUGGUUCCAUCAGGAUAAUCCUAACGAAGACGAAGACAAUAAAGUAAUUGUUCAACUUCAUAAAGUUUUGAAACCAUUUUUGCUUCGUCGUAUUAAGGCCGAUGUUGAAAAAUCUCUUUUACCCAAGAAAGAACUUAAUGUUUAUGUCAAAAUGAGUGAUAUGCAAAAGAAUUGGUAUCAGAAGAUCUUGGAAAAGGAUAUUGAUGCCGUCAAUGGUGCCAAUAAGAAAGAAUCCAAGACUAGAUUGCUUAAUAUUGUCAUGCAAUUGAGAAAGUGUUGUAAUCACCCUUAUUUGUUUGAAGGUGCCGAGCCGGGACCUCCGUACACUACGGAUGAGCAUUUAGUUUUCAAUUCGGAAAAGAUGAUUAUUUUGGACAAGUUAUUGAAGAAGUUUAAGCAAGAAGGUUCAAGGGUGUUGAUCUUUUCCCAGAUGAGUAGAAUGUUGGAUAUUUUGGAAGACUAUUGUUAUUUCCGAGAAUUUGAAUAUUGUAGAAUUGAUGGGCUGACUGAACAUUCAGAUAGAAUCAAUGCCAUUGACGAAUAUAACAAGCCUGACUCGGAGAAGUUUGUGUUCUUGUUGACCACCAGAGCUGGUGGAUUGGGUAUUAAUUUGACUACUGCCGACAUUGUUAUUUUGUUUGAUUCUGAUUGGAAUCCUCAGGCUGAUUUACAAGCUAUGGAUCGUGCCCAUAGAAUUGGACAAACUAAACAAGUUAAAGUUUUCCGAUUCAUUACUGAAAAUGCCAUUGAAGAAAAGGUUUUGGAACGUGCUACUCAAAAAUUAAGAUUAGAUCAAUUAGUUAUUCAACAGGGGAGAAAUAUGGGUGGAUUAGAUGGACAACAAAGUAGCAAAGCAGCAUCUAAGAAUGAAUUAUUGGAUAUGAUUCAAUUCGGGGCUGCUGAUAUGUUCAAGUCAGGCGAUGACAAGGAAGAACUUGAUAUUGAAGAUAUUUUGAAGCAUUCCGAAGAGAAAACCAUGGAGUUGAAUUCAAAGUAUGAAAAGCUUGAUUUGAAUGCAUUACAAAAUUUCACUAAUGAUGAAUCGGUGUAUGAAUGGAAUGGUGAGAAUUUCAAAAAGAAGGAGUUGAAUACUAUUGAUAAUAUCGGACAUGGGUGGAUCAACCCUGGUAAGAGAGAACGUAAGGAGAAUUAUUCCAUUGAUAUGUACUAUAAGGAUGUUUUAAAUACUGGUGGUAGAACCACGGUAUCCAAGUCUGGUCCUAAACCACCUAAACAAUUAAAUAUUUUUGAUCAUCAAUUUUAUCCACCUAAAUUACUUGAAUUGUAUGAAUUGGAAAAAAAUUAUUACAAGAAACAAACGCAUUACAAGGUCAAGAAUGAUGAUCCAUUGGAAAAGAAAUUGAAACAACAAGAAAUUGAUAACUCCCGACCAUUAACCGAGGAAGAAAAGCAAUUAAAGGAAGAACUUUUAACACAGGGGUACAGUAAUUGGAAUAGACGGGAUUUUAAUCACUUCAUCCUGGUUUGUUCCAAAUAUGGACGUAACUCCAUCUCCUUGAUUGCCCAAGAAUUUGAAGACAAGACUAUUGAUGAAGUUCGAGAAUAUGCCAAGGCAUUCUGGAAGAAUUAUCAAGAAAUCGAAGGGUAUGAAAGGUACAUUAAUCAAAUUGAAGCUGGUGAAGAAAAGAUCCUUAAGGUUAAAUUGCAAAAGGAAGCGCUUAGAAGAAAGUUAUCUCAAUAUAAAUAUCCGUUACAGGAAUUAGUAUUGAAAUUUCCACCUGCUGCCACCAACAAGAGAAUUUUCAGUGAUGAAGAAGAUAGGUUCUUACUUGUGCAAUUAUACCGAUUUGGAAUUGAUCUGCCUGAUGUUUACGAUCAAAUUAAACAAACUAUUAGACAAUCGCCAUUGUUUCAAUUUGAUUUCUUUUUCCAAAGCAGAAACACCAGUGAAUUGUCGAGAAGAUGUACUACUUUGUUAGCAUGUAUUGUAAAGGAAAUUCAUCCUGAUGAGACCACCAAUGGUAAGAGAUCCAAGGAAUCUACCCCUGAUGUCAAGACUACUAAAAGACAAAAGAAAAAGUAAGUAAUUGUAUCAAAUGUGUAUAUUAUGUGUAUUACCUAUAGACAAAUUAGCUAUGCUGGUUUAAUAGUGUUACAAUGUAAGUUUCAAACUGUAAUGGUGUUAUAAUGGAAGUAAAUCUUGCUACGGUUUGGCCAUCUCUAUUGACGAUAAACUUUUCAAAAUUCCAUCGCACGCCACGGAAUCCUAGCACACCCUUGACCUGUCCUUUUAAAUACGUGUAUAAUUCGUGUUCAUCGUCACCAUUGACAUAUACUUUCUUCAUAAUGGGGAAAGUAACACCGAAAUGACGCUGACAGAAACUUGCAAUGUUUGAUUCGUCGCCUGGUUCUUGAUUCCCAAAUUGAUUGCAUGGGAAUCCCAAGAUCUCCAAACCCCGAUCGUGAUACUUUUCGUAUAGCUGUUGUAGUUCUUUGUAUUGUGGUGUGUACCCGCAAAGACUUGCCACGUUGACUAUUAUGACGACUUUGUUUCUGAAUUGGUUAAAAUCUAUGUUGUUGUUGUUUCCAUCAGGAAUAACAAACGAGUAAAACUGAGAUGGAUGUCGUAUGGUUUUGUUCAUGUUGUGGUUGAUAAAUUCUAAUAAUGCAAAACUUUCAUGUCCUCGGCUGAGGUUAUAUACAAGUAAAGGAAUGUAUUGGAUGUGAUGGAUGGUUGGUAGUUGAUAAAUUUUUGCAACUUUCGAUUACAAAUAAAUCAUCCGGGUGUUCCUUUCCGUUCGGAGUUUGGACUUUCUUUUUUUUUUUUGUUUUCAACGGCUACCAUGAAAGCGAUGAGAGAUAAUGUGGCGUCGCCAGUUCAAAUUAAUAAGGCACGAUUUAAAAGAAUGACCGUAAUGUUAAAGUUUACGUAACUGGGCUAUAGGGAGGUGGAUUAAUACGAAUGUAGUAUAUCAAGACUUCCAAUAAUAUGACUCAGAAAAUAAAAGGUUUUGUUUACAACGGUGAGCUUAACCGAAAGGAGGCACUGUCAAGGUAUUGUCAAAGUAUUGUCAAGGGAAUGAUGAUUUCUAAGCCAAUGAGUUGUAGCAUGAUGUCACCUGUUCGGACUCUAUCGGAAUUCGGCUUUAAUGAGAGGUUGGCACUGUCUUCAAUUUAUAAUGCACCUCCUCUUCAGGCCACUGACAUUUGCUUAAAACUAGGUAGUAAAUCACCCCACCAGGUGUGUUGUAGACUGGAUUACGUAAGAUGAGAUAUUGGAUUGUUUAUCUGCACAUUAACAAUGCCUUGAUGUUGCAUGUCUAAACUAUUUUAUUCUUGUAUUUUAUACUUUGUUCUUUAUCUGAAG
This is a messenger RNA of Spathaspora passalidarum NRRL Y-27907, 4287 nucleotides long. Its product is annotated as chromatin-remodeling ATPase. Gene Ontology annotation, molecular function: ATP binding; ATP hydrolysis activity; histone binding. The record is from RefSeq and is a predicted model, not a curated record. The transcript has 2 exons. Gene Ontology annotation, biological process: nucleosome organization; regulation of transcription by RNA polymerase II. Lineage: Eukaryota; Fungi; Ascomycota; Pichiomycetes; Serinales; Debaryomycetaceae. Bases 1 to 3003 code for a protein of 1000 amino acids. Gene Ontology annotation, cellular component: nucleus; chromatin.